Molecule: messenger RNA, 282 nt
Organism: Gongylonema pulchrum
Lineage: Eukaryota; Metazoa; Nematoda; Chromadorea; Rhabditida; Gongylonematidae
Source: the annotation of a GenBank genome assembly
AUGAGGUGUAUGGAGCGACUUGGGCGAUGGGAUGAAUUGAAUGAUCUGGGGAAGAAAGCAUUUUCGGAACUGUCGCCAACAACAAAUGCUGCAAGAAAGCAGAGCAUGGCAAUAAUUGCGGCACGAGGAAGUUGGGCUGUUGGAGACUGGGAAUCAAUGAGUAAUUAUGUGAAGGAGAUUAAUGAGAACAAUCAGAAUGGUUCAUUCCUUCGAGCUGUUCUCAGCAUUCGAAACGAGAAGUAUCAGGAUGCCAUGGCUUAUAUCGAAAAGGUAUUCCAAUGA